UGUAUCCCUACUGGUCUUUCUGGGUUUAAAAACAUGUAUUUAUUUCAUUUUCACCUAAAGUGUCGGUCCACAAUGUCUCUACAUAUAUUUCUGUCUCAGUCCGUGCUAUAGAAUUGACUCUGGUAAGAAUCCCACAAACAGCAUUCCAGUUAGAAUGUUGACAUUUCCUUAGGUAAAGUCUAAGGCCCCAGUCUGACAUGGUGUGUCACUGUACUAAGAACCGUAACUCUGUAUUGUUUUCAUGAAGAAACAAUUGUUUUGUUUUAUUAAAAUUUGUUUUUAAUUUUGACAGCUACCACAGAAUGUGAUGUCAACAUUAUAGAGAAUUAUGAAGAUAAUCACAAUCAUAUACAGGUUUACAUCAGAUUUCCCAGGAUGUGCUGUAUAACUGUCUAAAUGAUGAAGAAAAUGAAGAUUGAUUGCUAAUCUACAGGAUCCAGAUCCAGAUGAUGUAUUUUAAAGUGUAGCUUUGGAAAAGAAUUGGUUAUCCCCACUAUACAGAUUUUCAUAAGGUGAUAUGCAGUUGUUAAGAAGAAAGUGAAGAAAUCAACUCCUUACAGAUAAACAUCCAUUGUGAAUACUUGGACCCUGCAAUUCACAGAGACAAUGAAAGAAUUCAGAAGCCAGUGUUAAGAGAGAUCUCCCUGACUGAGGAAAUCCACACGGGAGUCUGUUAUACAACAUCAGGAUAAAGAAAUAGAUGUCUGCUGUCAAUAAUGUAUAGAGGAGUGUACCAGAAAUCUCUCACCCUGUCUGGUGUUAGGCAUGGUUAUCACAUUUCACGUGUGUCUUCAGACCGGGUCUGGAUCAGUGAUAAUAAAGGCAAUCUUAUACUGACAAACACUAAAGGGGAAGAACUAGAUCGCGUGACAAAUAUAGGUAGUGUUGUAUGGGGAGGACACACUGUGGAUUCUAAUGGUGAUCUAAUUUAUAUAGACAGGGAAUUAAACAUCAGUAAACUGUCUACAGAGGACAGAGUGAAGACUACGAUAAUAAAGUACAACACAACACCAUGGAGACCACAGUGUGUCUACAGCUCCCCCUCCACUGGAGACCUGCUGGUCGGGAUGUAUAGAGGUGAUACAAGGACAGGCCAGGUAGUGCGGUAUAACUCCACAGGAGAAAACAUCCAGACCGUACAGAACAACAACAUCACAGGUCAGGAACUGUAUAGAGAUCCUAUCUAUAUCACAGAGAACCGUAAUGGAGAUGUUAUUGUGUCUGACAUUAGCCGUGUAGUGGUGACAGAUCGUGAAGGUAAUUACCGAUUCUCCUACAGAGGUCCUCCAUCAGGAUCACGACUAACACCACAAGGAAUCUGUACUGACGCGCUGUCACACAUCCUGGUGUGUGAUCUAUACACCCAGUCAGUACAGAUGUUAGAUAGUGAGGGUCACUAUCUGACAGAGAUAAAGACAUCACAACACGGGAUAGACAAUCCAAUCAGCCUGAGUUAUGAUGAGGACACACACCUACUGUGGGUAGGGACAUGGAACAACAACACAGUCAACAUAUACAGAGUGGUAGAUACAGACUCUCUGACUGGAGUCCCUCUGGAGGACAUCAAAUGUAAGAAACAUCCCAGAAUUCCCCUGGACCAGUUCUGUACCCCGUGUGGUGUUCCCUUGUGUGUGGAGUGUACCAGCUCUGAGGAUCACAGCAGACAUGACCUUAGAAAGAUAAAGACAUUGUUUGACAACAUUCACGAGAUAGAAGGUAUGAGUUUGAACCUUCUUUAGAAAUUUCAAUGGAAAUUAUCAUUCUACUUUGAUUAUCACAUAAAUAUUUAUUAACUACAAUUUCCUUUAAUGAUCUGAACUAAAUACUAAAGAGAUAAUUUUCUGAUCAAAAUUUCUAGGCUGCCUUGUUGCCGGUAGGUUUGUCUUUAACCAAAUAUUGGGAGGUAUAUAAAUUAUAGAAUCACCUUGUCUAUUUAUCCAUCUAGCUGUCCAUUUAGCAGAUAUGCCCAGACCAAAACUUCAUGAUAGGAAAACACUGAAAG
Molecule: messenger RNA, 2002 nt
Organism: Saccostrea cuccullata (small rock oyster)
Lineage: Eukaryota; Metazoa; Mollusca; Bivalvia; Ostreida; Ostreidae
Exons: 7
Coding region: 717-1739 (340 amino acids)
Biological process (GO): protein polyubiquitination; proteasome-mediated ubiquitin-dependent protein catabolic process; negative regulation of translation
Molecular function (GO): ubiquitin protein ligase activity; translation repressor activity; zinc ion binding
Source: RefSeq, a predicted model, not a curated record